This is a messenger RNA of Lentinula edodes (shiitake mushroom), 2276 nucleotides long. Its product is annotated as arginyl-tRNA synthetase. Gene Ontology annotation, cellular component: cytoplasm; mitochondrion. Gene Ontology annotation, molecular function: ATP binding; arginine-tRNA ligase activity. The transcript is spliced from 8 exons. The coding region runs from base 63 to 1949 and encodes 628 amino acids. Gene Ontology annotation, biological process: arginyl-tRNA aminoacylation; mitochondrial translation. Lineage: Eukaryota; Fungi; Basidiomycota; Agaricomycetes; Agaricales; Omphalotaceae. The record is from RefSeq and is a predicted model, not a curated record.
CUCGAGUCACCAAAUUUGACGAAAGUACUUGCCAGACCAAGUUGGUUUGACCACAAUCAACAAUGACGCGGACGACCGAUGAUCUCUCCAUAAAUCCGGAAUCAUCCUGUCUCGAUGCAUACAGAUCAUCCAUCGCGACCCAGAUAUCCUCCUCUCUGGAUAUACCCCUCAGUACGGCGUACGAAGGUGUUGAUUUUGGGAAGAAAGGCAUCGAUUUCACGGUGGCAAUACCUCGAUUUCGUCUGAAAGAAAAACCCGCAAUCUUAGCGGAUAAAGUAGUUUCAGAGUUCACGCCGAAUGAGUAUCUACAGUCUAUUACUCGAGACGGAAUCUUCCUACAUUAUAUCUGUCAUACUACGAAUCUCAUUCGAACCGUGUUAAAACAGAUAUACACGCUUUCCAAGCCCACAGGAUCGCACCCUCAUGGCUCUUACGGAUGCAAUAACUCUGGAUCCGGAAAGCAGAUUGUCAUCGAGUUUAGCAGUCCAAACAUCGCUAAGCCAUUCCAUGCGGGACAUUUGAGGAGUACUAUCAUCGGCACGUUUCUUGCCAACCUGUUUGAUGCGAAUGGCUGGAAGACUAUUCGUUUGAAUUACCUCGGUGAUUGGGGAAAACAAUACGGAUUACUCGCGAUCGGUUUCCAGAGAUAUGGAUCGGAAGAAAAACUCACGAAUAAUGCCAUUCUGCAUUUAUUCGAGGUUUACGUUCGAGUAAACAAAGACGUCGAGAAUGAGAAAGAGAACAAUCCGAACAAGUUUUCACCUACUAAUCAGGAAGCAAAGGAACUCUUCAAGAAGAUGGAAGACAAUGACAAGGAGACCCUUGAUCUUUGGAAGCGCUUCCGUGACCUCUCAAUAGUUGAAUACGAAAAGCUCUACAGGAGACUUAAUGUUCGAUUUGAUGUAUACGGUGGGGAAAGCCUCGUCAAAGAGGACCUAAUAAUGGACAGUUUGGAGAAAUUAAGAAGCAAAAACCUCUUGACCAAGAAAACAGAGCGUGAAAGUCGAAUUGGAGCUGCUGCUCUUGCUGCUGAAACUAUAUCCGAUGGUCAAGAUAUCGGCGACGAUGAUCAGGCCCCCGAUGCAUUGGCUCUCGAUUUUGACCAGUAUAACCUUGGAAAGCCUGUGGUACAAAAGGGUGAUGGUACAACGAUUUACAUCCUUCGGGACAUAGCUGGUGCUCGCCAACGAUACCAGUUAUACAACUUUAACAAAAUGAUAUAUGUUAUAGGCGAUCAGCAGGAUCUUCACGUCCGUCAAUUUUUCAAAGCUCUUUCACUCAUGGAAGAACCAUUCGCAGAUGAACUUGAACAUGUAAAUUUCGGGAAGAUUCAUGGUAUGAGUUCACGAAAAGGCGAAGUCAAGUUCCUUUCAGACAUUUUGGACGCGAGCAAAGAGGCGAUGUUGGAUCAGAUGAAGAAGAACGACGAGAAAAUGAAGGAUGUCACUGAUCCGGAAUAUACGAGCGAUGAGGUUGGGAUGACUUGUGUCAAAAUACAAGAUAUGUCUGCUAAACGUGCACAUGCCUAUACGUUUGAUCUCCAAAGGAUGACUUCCUUCGAAGGCGACACAGGCGCGUACCUUCAAUACGCACAUGUCCGUCUCUGCUCUGUACAGCGCAAAGUCGCUUUGGACGGCAUCAUUCCCCGGGACAAUCCUGAUCUCAUCGACACUACGCUUCUCACAGAACCCAAAGUUCGAGAACUUGUGUUCGCCCUUGCCUCAUACCCUGAUGUGGUCAAGACAGCGAUGAAAAAUUACGAACCAUCUACGAUCGUCUCAUAUUGUUUUAAAAUUAGCCACUUGGUCAGCUCAGCUUGGGAAACGCUAAUCGUUCGCGGGCAAGAGACUGAACUUGCUCAAGCCCGGUUAUAUGUUUUUCAAUGCACUCGUUCUGUUUUAGCCAGUGCUAUGAGAUUACUUUCGCUGACGCCCUUGGAUAGGAUGUAAUCUGUGUCACCUCUUGUUUCUUUGAUGUGCUUUCGUACUGCUAUCUAGUUUGCUUUCUAAAUAACGAGACCUUGGUUAUAUGCCUGGACCCGCCAAGGCAGCGCACAUUACGACGCGGAAGGUCAGAUACUGGAGUGCUAUUGGGAUGUUCAAAUUCUAAACUCGACCGUAAGAUGCCGAACAAUUUGCCAACAGAUUUCGAAGUAAAAUUUGAGAGUUCGUCUCCUCUUUGGUGUGAUUAAAUGGGGCGAUUUCACCAUGGGUACAACAGGGUACAGCUUGCAGAUAAUUGUUGGGUGCAGGAGGUGGGUGCAGUGUGGGUGCAUG